AUGUAUAAGCUGUUAGGAGGACUAGCCAAUUACUUCAAAUACCAAGAGAUAGUGACUGAUUGUGCGAUAUUUCGCCUGCACAACAUUUUUACGUGCGCCCUUUUAAGUGCCUGUAGUUUAAUUAUCACCGCGAAUCAGUUCGUGGGGAACCCCAUACAGUGUAUAGUCGAUGGACUGCCUAAUAAUGUCGUUAAUACGUACUGUUGGAUUUCGAGUACGUUUACCAUGCCCGAUGCCUUCCAAAGACAGGUCGGAACGGAGGUAGCCCAUCCCGGUGUUGCGAAUGACUUUAACCAAGACGGAGCUCAAAAAUAUUACACCUACUACCAAUGGGUCUGUUUUGUACUGUUCUUCCAGGCUGUAGCUUGUUAUACUCCGAAAAUCCUGUGGGACGUUUCGGAAAACAACCUGAUGAGGACAUUAGUGAUGGGUCUGAAUGUUGGAGUUGGACGAGAGAAAGAAAAGAAUGAAAAAAAGGAAAUUAUUAUGGGCUAUCUCCUGGAUCAUGUCAAAAGACACAACUUGUACGCUCUGCGAUACUUCGGCUGCGAGUGUCUAUGCCUGAUCAACAUCAUAGUCCAGUUGUUCCUCAUGAACAAAUUCUUCGACGGCGAAUUCCUCUCCUACGGUUGGAGGGUCAUGCAAUUCUCGGACGCGGCACAAGAGGACAGAAUCGACCCAAUGGUGUACAUAUUUCCGAGAGUAACCAAGUGUUUGUUCCACAAAUAUGGUCCCACCGGAAGCAUUCAAAAACACGACAGUUUGUGCAUCCUGCCUUUGAAUAUAGUUAACGAAAAAACGUAUAUUUUCAUAUGGUUCUGGUUCAUGAUAAUGGCUACAUUGCUGACCGUGCUCAUCCUAUACAGGAUCCUAAUUAUAGCCUAUCCGAAAAUUAGGCCACGUAUUCUGCACGCGAAGAAUCGAAACAUUCCAAUAGAAGUUUGCAAGAGUCUGUGUUCCAAAGUAGAUAUGGGCGAUUGGUGGAUUUUACUUAUGUUAGGUGCAAACAUGGACCAUAUUAUAUACAGAGAAAUCAUUUCUGAGCUCGUUAAGAAAAUAGAACCUAGUACGAGUAGUCGUUGA
Molecule: messenger RNA, 1083 nt
Organism: Psylliodes chrysocephalus
Lineage: Eukaryota; Metazoa; Arthropoda; Insecta; Coleoptera; Chrysomelidae
Source: the annotation of a GenBank genome assembly